AUGGCGUCGAAACCCAAGGCGGAGGAGGGCCUCCAGCCCAAGUUUGAACACCCAAGCGCAGGACACGCAAAGAAGAACAGCAAUCUCAGCAUUGAGCUUCAGCUAACGCGCGUCAACCCUCCUCUUCCCCCGAUGACCGACAGACGUCUCAGCGCAUACGCCAUUGAGCCCAUUAAGGCAUUUUACAUAUUCCUCGUCGCGAACCUCAUCGCCGCCGCCUUUGCGCCCAUCCAAGACUGCGACGAGACCUUCAACUACUGGGAGCCGACGCACUACCUCUCGCACGGCUACGGCCUACAGACGUGGGAGUACUCGCCAGACUAUGCCAUUCGAAGCUGGCUCUACGUUGCGCUUCACGCGCUUGUCGGUAGCUUUCGCCGACUGCUGCCGCGCUCAAACAAGGUGGCCGAAUUCUACUUUGUCCGCUACUUCCUCGCCUUCGUCUGCGCGCUCGGCCAAGUUCUCCUCUACCAGGUCGCUAGCACGACACUCAAUGCUCGAAUCGGCCUCUUCUUCCUGAUCGCGACCGUCACGAGCCCUGGCAACUUUCACGCCGCCGCCGCAUACCUGCCGUCCAGCUUCGCCAUGUAUAUGGCUAUGCUCGGCGCCGCCUCGUUCAUGAACUGGCGCGGUGGCCUGCGAACCUCGCACGGCAUCUUUUGGUUUGCCGCCGGCGGUAUCCUCGGCUGGCCGUUUGCCGCGGCUCUCUGUGCGCCGUACAUGCUCGAGGAGGCCGUCUUUGCCUUUUUCAGCGACAAGGACGCCUUGAUCGAAUGCAUCAUCCGUGUCGCCCGAGGCGUUGUCGCGGGUCUGAUUGUUCUGUUUGUCGACUUUUUAAUCAAUCUCUUCUUUUACAAGAAAAUGGCCGUCGUCAGCUGGAAUAUUGUCAAGUACAACAUCUUCUCGUCGACCGGCGGCCCCGAUCUCUACGGCACCGAGCCUUGGACGUUUUACUUUAAAAAUCUGGCGCUCAACUACAACAUUUGGUUCGUGCUGGCUCUGCUUGCGCUGCCGCUCUUCCUUAUCCAAAAGGUCAUCUCGCCUUCUGGGCAUGGCUUCCAGACAGGGCUUCGUACCAUUGUAUUUGUUGCGCCGUUUUACAUGUGGCUCGGCAUCUUCACAAUGCAACCUCACAAAGAGGAGCGCUUCAUGUAUCCCGCGUACCCCUUCCUAGCACUCAACGCGGCCAUGUCGCUGCACAUUAUUCUGGCUGGGCUAGGCAACGCGGACAAGAAAACACUGAUCGGCAUGAUUCCUGCACGACUCAAGCUUUUUGGUGUCGUCAUUGUCAUGUUCCUGUCGCUGGAUGCCAGCCUGUCGCGCAUCUACGGCAUUUACGAGGCGUACUCGGCGCCGCUCAAGGUGUACGCGCCGCUCUGGGGUGACGGCGCAGAAGGCGAGGGGGAGGCGCUGGGCGGUGACAGUGAUAAUGUUUGCUUCGGUAAGGAGUGGUAUCGGUUCCCGUCAUCGUACUUUUUGCCGCGCGACAUGCACGCCAAGUUCAUCCCGUCCGAGUUUCGAGGGCUGUUGCCGGGCGAGUUUUCCGAGGCGGAGACGGGCUUCGGGUUUUGGAGCGGGACGUGGCUCCCCACCAACGGGCUCAACGACCGCAACGAGGAGGAUCCGGGCAAGUACGUGGACCUGCGGAUGUGCUCGUUCCUGGUGGACACGCAAUACCCGGAACGGACGGGAGUCAAGGCGCCUCCACGCGAGCCUGACUUUAUCGCCGACACAUCGCGGUGGGAGGAAGUGAGAUGCGAGCGCUUCAUGGACGCGGAGAGCACACCGCUACUGGCGCGCAUAUUUUGGGUGCCGGACGUGCCCGGCGUGGUGCCGGCAUCGCUGAAGCGGAAAUGGGGACGGCACUGCCUCCUGCAAAAGAAGAAGCCCUCGGAACAGGGCAUGUGGGUAGAUCCGGGCGAGAUGAUGUUUGGCUGA
Molecule: messenger RNA, 1938 nt
Organism: Cordyceps fumosorosea ARSEF 2679
Lineage: Eukaryota; Fungi; Ascomycota; Sordariomycetes; Hypocreales; Cordycipitaceae
Product: alpha-1,2-mannosyltransferase (Alg9)
Exons: 4
Coding region: 1-1938 (645 amino acids)
Biological process (GO): protein N-linked glycosylation
Cellular component (GO): endoplasmic reticulum membrane
Molecular function (GO): alpha-1,2-mannosyltransferase activity
Source: RefSeq, a predicted model, not a curated record